This is a messenger RNA of Bursaphelenchus okinawaensis, 411 nucleotides long. Lineage: Eukaryota; Metazoa; Nematoda; Chromadorea; Rhabditida; Aphelenchoididae. The record is from the annotation of a GenBank genome assembly.
AUGGCUCGUACCAAGCAAACCGCUCGCAAGUCCACUGGAGGUAAGGCUCCAAGAAAGCAAUUGGCCACCAAGGCUGCCCGCAAGUCGGCCCCAGCCACUGGCGGAGUCAAGAAGCCCCACCGUUACCGUCCUGGAACCGUCGCUCUCCGUGAAAUCCGCCGUUACCAGAAAUCGACUGAACUCCUGAUCCGCAAACUCCCGUUCCAACGUUUGGUCCGUGAGAUCGCCCAGGACUUCAAGACCGAUCUUCGUUUCCAAUCAAGCGCCGUGUUGGCCCUUCAAGAAGCUUCUGAAGCCUACUUGGUUGGCCUCUUCGAAGACACCAACUUGUGCGCCAUCCACGCCAAGCGAGUCACGAUUAUGCCCAAGGACAUCCAACUGGCCCGCCGUAUCCGUGGUGAACGUGCCUAA